AUAAAAGGCUCCACGCACACACACAAGCACACACGCGCUCACACACAGAGAAAACCAUUUUGCCUGUUGAUUUAUGGAAACAAUUAUGAUUCUGCUGGAGAAUUUCUCAGCUGAGAAAUAGUUUGUAGCUACAGUAGAGAGGCUCAAGUUGCACAAGGCAGACAGCAGACAUGGAAUGCUUGUGUAUCCAGCUGGUAUAAACAGAACAAAAGUCAAGUAACAAACGGUGCUGCAGCAACUGGCCUCACUACAAUCUAUUUUUAUAAGGAUAUAUCAAGAGUUACUGAAGGAGGAAUCAGUAUUGGUAUCAGAAACUAAAAGAUAAGGUUAGCAGUUUGGAAAGAGUAACCAGUCUUUCUCAAAUCAAUCUACAGUUCAUAGAUAGGAGGAGGUCCAUGACCUAGGACUAACAGUCAACUCAAGAUUUAAUUUUCAUUAUGUUAUUCAUGAACACCCGGAGCACUACACUAUAAUGCACAAAUGGAUACUGACAUGGAUCCUGCCAACUCUGCUCUACAGAUCAUACUUCCACAUCAUCUGUCUAGUGGGCACUAUGUCUUUAGCUUGCAAUGACAUGAGUCCAGAGCAAAUGGCUACAAAUGUGAACUGCUCCAGCCCCGAGAGGCACACAAGAAGCUAUGAUUACAUGGAAGGAGGGGAUAUAAGAGUGAGAAGACUUUUCUGUCGAACACAGUGGUAUCUGAGGAUUGACAAACGAGGCAAAGUGAAAGGGACCCAAGAGAUGAAGAACAAUUACAAUAUCAUGGAAAUCAGGACAGUGGCAGUUGGAAUUGUGGCAAUCAAAGGGGUGGAAAGUGAAUACUAUCUUGCAAUGAACAAAGAAGGAAAACUCUAUGCGAAGAAAGAAUGCAAUGAAGAUUGCAACUUCAAAGAAUUAAUUCUGGAAAACCAUUACAACACAUAUGCAUCUGCUAAAUGGACACACAGUGGAGGAGAAAUGUUUGUUGCUUUAAAUCAAAAAGGGGUUCCUGUACGAGGGAAAAAAACGAAGAAAGAACAAAAAACGGCCCACUUUCUUCCUAUGGCAAUAACCUAAUGAUACAUGGUGUAUAAGAAACCAGUUUCAGCAGGGAGAUUUCUUUAAGUGGACUUUUUUCUUUCUUCUUUCCUUACUCUCUCUCUCUCUCUCUUUUUUAAAGUAAUCAAGAAAGGCUGGAAAACUACUGAAAAAACUGAUCAAGCUGGACUUGCGCAUUUUUGUUUAUUUUAAGAGACUGCAUUAAAGAUUUGAAAACUAUACACAAAAAUCAGAUUUAGUAACUAAAAGUUGUAAAAAGUUGUAAAACUGGUUGUAAAAUCAUGAUGUUAGUAAUAGUGAUUUUUUUUCUUAAAUUAAUUUACCCUUAAGAGUAUGCUAGAUUUGAUUAUCUCAUAAUGAUUAUUUAAAUAUCACUAUCUGCUUAUAAAAUGGCUGCUAUAAUAAUAAUAAUAAUAAUGAUAAUAAUAAUAAUGCAGAUGAUGUUAUAUAAGAUCUGACAGACCUAAAAGCUGCUGGAAUGAGUUGGGUAAUCAAGCCGACACAAACUGUGGAAGAUGAGCAGUAUUUGAAAUGUUUUCCAGUGAAAAUUAUAAUCCACUUAAGCUCUGUUCAGAAAACAAUUAAUGCUGUAAAAUUUUUGAUAUAGAAUUAAAUAGGUAGUUUUAUAAAAUUACAGGCUUAGCACAUAACUGCACUGAUUAACAUGGAAAGAAAAUUCGUAAGGCCACUCAAAUUGAAAGAGGAUCGCUAAAGGGAUGUUACAAAAAUCUUGUAUAUAAAAUAGCAAUAACAAUGAUAAUACUGUAUUUCAUCUUGCCACAAAGUAACAUUUCAUAAUCCCUAAGAACACAAUUCAGAAAUCUUUAAGUUUUUUUCAAGUAAUAUAAUCUAUCUUUUGUAUAAUUCAUAUUUGGGAACAUGACUUUUAAAAAUGUUCUUCCCACAAAUAAUCGUGCUUUUUUCCUGUGGUUACAGCAUUAAACUCUAUUUUAAGUUGUAUUUGAAUUUUAUUGUUUUGUUAUUUAAGUUUAUGUUAUUUAUAAAAAAAACUUAAGAAGCUGUAUGUGUUUCAUAUGCUUUUAAUUUUAAAGGAAUAACAAAACCGUCUGGCUGAACUGCAAGUUUCUCCUCCCUCUGGUGACAGACACCAAGCCUAGUGCAUAGCACUUAGCCAGUAAAUCCUGGAUGGCAGACAAAAAAGACAGCCUGCAGCAUGCUUACAAUAGAGGCUCAGAGGGAACAAUACAAAUAUGUGAAAAAUGUUUUGCCAUAGGACUCUUGCCAAUUAAUUUGGAUCAUAUAAGUAAAAGAAAUUACAGGAUUU
Nannospalax galili (Upper Galilee mountains blind mole rat) is the source of this 2324-nucleotide messenger RNA. RefSeq names its product fibroblast growth factor 7 (gene Fgf7). Gene Ontology annotation, cellular component: cytoplasm. The transcript has 4 exons. Gene Ontology annotation, molecular function: growth factor activity; type 2 fibroblast growth factor receptor binding. Bases 473 to 1057 code for a protein of 194 amino acids. The record is from RefSeq and is a predicted model, not a curated record. Lineage: Eukaryota; Metazoa; Chordata; Mammalia; Rodentia; Spalacidae. Gene Ontology annotation, biological process: animal organ morphogenesis; positive regulation of peptidyl-tyrosine phosphorylation; positive regulation of gene expression.